AUUGCUUAGGAGAAUACCUCGAAAUUCUUUCUUUCUACAUUGUACAAAAACGUUUAAAAAAAUGGGAGUAUAUGUAUAUGGGAGUAAAGACUAAAAAGCAAAAAUUAAGAAGGGUGGGUUAGAUGUAUAACAAUACCAUCCCAUUCUUGCUGGUGUCUUCAUAUCUCUGACAGUCAGUUAUUAAAGGUUAAUCAGUCUGCAAUACAAAAAAGUCCUAAUUGAUAUACUCCUCCUAUAUGACCCAUCAUGCUUAGAGAGUGUUCAGCAGAGUAAUAUCAUGUUGCAGAGCAACUUAAACCCAUAUUAAGAGUAACACUAUACCUACUCUUUAUAAUCACUGUAAUCUUUGGCUUAUGCCUGACUCUCCCAGGACCCAGUUAUUUGCAUCUGCAGGAUUACCUCAACCACAUGAGGCUACGUCACAAAACAGGUUAACUUGAAACCUUGCUAGAUUUUUUUCUUUGCCAACACCAGCUUAUAUUGCGAUAUGGAUUCAUAGACAUUAAUCAUGUAGAUCUGAUCUUCUCUGGCAGAAAAAUGACCUCUUCCGUACUGUUAGAAACCACGUUAUGGAAACACUCGAGAGGAUGGCUCAUACAGAAAGAAAACACCUGAACCCUUAACACUGAAGAAAGUUUAAAAACUAAUGGUUUUUCUACCUGCUACAAAUCUUUAUUUGUGGCAAAAUUACAAAAGAUAAGUGAAAGACCCUAUCAUCAUCUGUGAGGGAGUGAGGUUUAGCAAAAUUAAGUUUUAAGAGAACUUUUAAUGACUUAUCUUUGGCUUUAGUCAUGCCAAUUCAAUUUUCUUUGUCUUAUUAUUUGAUAAAACUUAGUAAUCACAAAUAAUCCUCUAACCCUGAGUCUUUACACUGUUGUUUUCUGACAUCCAAAUGUUUUUCUUUUGAGAAUUGUUUUGAGCCGAGUGAAGGAUUGAGUUAUUUAUUUUAGAGAACUAAAGCUAGUCCAUGGUAUAGAAAAUUCUAAGCAUAGUUAAACAUUUAAUACACACAUUUCAAUCACUAAAAACACUAACCAUGUCCUUCAAAGAAGCAGAUAAAAUGUUGAUAUUUAUUUUCUGCUUUAUUUUUACUUUGAGGGUGUUUUUCAUUUAUUUAUUUUUUAUCAUAUCACCAUGUUCUUUAAAAGUUGGGCAUUUGUAAAUGACCAGCAUACCAGUGAUGUUAUUUAAAAACAAAACAAAAAACACCAGCUUUUCUUCAUUCUCGCCCACUACCUCCUCCAUAGAUACAUACAUACGCAUCUGCUUCAUGAACUGAAAUAAUGUAAUUUAGCAAAAAUUAUUCGCAAAACGACAUUAUAUUGAAAAGAUAGAAUGCUGACAUUGUGUAUUUGGGGUUUAUAAGUGGUGCUUACCUGGCUUAUGUUGACCAGCAGAUGUCACUGCGUACAUUAUAGAUAUGCCCCAGAAAUAACCACAGUGAGGACAUUUUCACAGCUCGUAUGCCAAUACCACACCAAAAAGACUCAGAAGACGCCUGCAGACCAAGUUAGGAAUUCCGGUACAAACCCUGAAAGAGUUAAGGAUAAGUAUGCAUUUGUGUAAACUUUAUUCUUUGUGUCUCUUCUUGCUUUGGACUUACUACAAGUCCCGCCAUUCCUUGUCAGGAUCGCCCACCCACUUUCAACGACGGGUUGAGCUUCUGUCCAAUCGUGGUUCUCAAUGUCAUGAUUGACGUGUCAUCUACGAGCUGCCAUUGGUUUCUAUGUGGUUUCCAGGAAGUGAACGCCACUGUUCUAACCACCUCCUACAUGUGAGCCCCAUCCAUAGCACCACGCGCGGCGUGUGGAGGAGAGAGAAACCGGUCGGGAAGGCAACGUCACUCCUCGGACCACUGAUUUGACGUAGUGCAGCGGAUAGACAGCGGAGCGGAGCGGCGUUGUCCGAGGCAGGUACCGUACCGGUUCCGUUUACACCAAUAGAUAAACAGGCUUAAAAGCCGACACUUGGGUUAUCCCAGGAAAGCGGCGGAAAAGUAGGUCGUAUUAGGUAAGAACAGGGUGGACACUAGGGCCUGGCAGAUUGUAGGCCUGCUAUUCUCCACGCACUGUACUGACAGAAGCAGCCCAGGCAGAGUCUUUUCCUCUCGGUCAGUCCAGCUGCCAGAUCUGGUCAGGUGCCUUAACGGACACCGCGCCACUGGUUUGAAGAGGUAUUAAGUCCAGCAAGUCAAGAUGAAUAUUUCAUGAGCUCUUCUGUCUAGUCGGUUUGGUUAGUGCCAGGUUUACCGCAAAUGUUAUGCUUUUCUUUUUACGCCUUUUCAGGUGCUGAAGCGAUUACAGCAGAAAGAUGGCGGACGACCCUAGCGCGGCGGACAGGAACGUGGAGAUAUGGAAAAUCAAGAAGCUGAUCAAAAGUUUGGAAGCUGCCCGCGGGUAAGUGAUCGAUAUGAGCGGAGUGUCGGUGCCGUGGCAAGGCAAAAUGUUGUUUGUUUUAUGGCUUUGGUUGAUGAUGGAAAUGUUGACCGCCGCAACAGCUGGAGAUCGGAUAAGUGGGGCCGAAUUUGGGAGUGGUUAGCUUAGCAUAGCUAACUUUGCUUACCGUUACUUUUGCUGCCAGCUAGCAGCUAACUGCUAAACGUUAGCGUGAACUGCCGCCGCAUGUAGCCUACCUGAAGCUUUGUGGUGCUGUGUUUAUUGAGACAAAAGCUCAUUUUUUAUACUUUAACGUGUAUGUGUCGUUAGUCACAUAAGGUAGGAUGCUGUCUUGAGUCUUGUAAAGGUAGAGCGACGGUAAGGUUUGUGCUAGCUGUGUUUUCAGGGAGCUAACAGACGUCAUUUCAGAAAGAGGCCGCCAUGGGUGUCUUUAACAAGAAAGCACGUUGAUGAGAAAGGAAGGCCGGCUAGCUUACAGCUGGGCUUCCACAUGAUCCGGCGGAUUAAUGCUAAGACUUUAAAUUACGUUUAGCAGGCCUUUGUUCGUGUAUGUGAUAGAGCUCUUUAUUUCCCAAAGAGUCUUCUUGCUCAGUUGCCUCAUGGCAAACGCGGGUCUCGAUGUGACAUUACAGCGUUAUUGGCUAUCAAAUAGCCCACUGUAAUGAUCACGGCAGAGAUCGUUCGCUUCACACGACAUGUGAAUUACGGGAGUUGUUGAAUUGGCUUACAGCUUUCUCUACGUCAGCUUGCUGUAUAGUCCUGCGCAGAAUUUGCUGCCCUGUGCUGUACCGCCUGCCAUGUCACAGUUGACCAUUUGCCCUAUAUUCUUCCAGCUGCUGCUACCUGCCCGGUUGCCUAUUUGUGUGUGUGUGUGUGUGUGUGUGUGUGUGUGUGUGUGUGUGUGUGUGUGUGUGUGUGUGUGUGUGUGUGUGUGUGUGCAGUGUCAGCUAGUGCUGGUAUGCUUUGUCUUGAUAGAUACUGAAUGAACUGACAUUGUGGAGCAGAACAACUCAGUCCUCAGCUUCAAGGGCAGAGAUUGUAUAUUGAGUGGCUAAAAGCUUGUCUUAUUUGUCCCUCAACCUUUAGCCCUGGUCAAGGUGAUAUAUUGCAAGGGACGGUUGUUUGUUUUCAAAGUUCUGUGAAAUUAAAAUAAGAGCUCAUUUAAGAAACUGUAGUUCAAGUUUCAAACAAUCAAGAUUGAUGUUGCCCAACCAUGUCGGAGUCAUUCUGAUACAGCUUAGAGUAACAUUGUUUUGGAAAUGUCUUGUGUUUAUGUCAACAGUAAUAGAAAUGUUUCUCUCUCUAUAGCAAUGGCACCAGUAUGAUCUCACUGAUCAUCCCUCCAAAGGACCAGAUAUCUAGAGUGGCCAAGAUGUUGGCUGAUGAGUUUGGUACUGCUUCCAACAUCAAGAGCCGAGUCAACAGGCUCUCAGUGCUCGGGGCCAUCACUUCUGUACAGCAAAGACUAAAACUCUACAACAAAGGUAUGUUUCAGUUAAGACUUACACAUGCUCGUUUAUGUAGAAGAUGCACAUCAGUACAGUAGCUCAUCUGGAAAGAUGGAAUCAUUAUCAGGACGCCUUUUACAGUAAAAUUAUUCUAAUGUUGCAAGUGAAGCUAUUUAGAUAGACAAAUGUGUUUGACAUUUUGUGAGAUGUGACUGAUAUAGAGUUGUGGCCAUAAAAAAGCUGCUAAGUGAACUUGAAUAUUAGGGGUUUGCUCAAAAAAAGUGUGCUUUAUCUCCUUAAGUAUUAUUGUUUCUUUAACAGCAAGUUUAAACUGAAGGGGAAAUCAUCUAUAUGCGAUUGUACCUCAUCUUUCCCAGCAUAUACUUGUUUAAUGUGUGGUGAACUGUGCACUGUCUUGUAGCUUGGGACCAGAAAGUAAAAUCAAGGCCCUUGUUUAACUAGUGAAGGGUGUGGUGGUCAUAGCAUUGAAUUGUUUAGAGAGUAUGUGAUACAGCUGUGCACUAACGGUCUCCACACUGCCAGUACAUACACUUGUAUCAUUACCUAAGACUGGAGAGAGGAAAACGCAGGGGGAAGUCUUAGCCUACAGAAAGAUUUUGUUUUUUUUUUUAGAACAAACAGAAACAUGAGCAGUAAUACGUUUUAUAACUGUGUUUGCUCCACUUUUAUAAACUCAGAAGAGUGGUUUGACUAAUCUUUUGGCCUCUUAAUAUUCUCUCUUGCUAGUGCCACCCAAUGGCUUGGUUGUGUACUGUGGCACCAUCGUGACAGAGGAAGGCAAGGAGAAGAAAGUCAAUAUCGACUUUGAGCCUUUUAAACCAAUCAACACCUCCCUGUAUCUCUGUGACAACAAGUUCCACACCGAGGUGAGAACUUCUGCCUGGUUUCCCAUGACUGUUUACACAUGUUUUCCUGUGGGAAAGAUUCUUUGGUUCUAUAAUAGUUGCCCUCUGACGUAAUUGUAAUCCACUGUUCUUCUUCCUCUCUCCAUUAACUCAGGCAUUGACAGCCCUGCUCUCUGAUGACAGUAAGUUUGGCUUUAUUGUGAUCGACGGUAGUGGGGCACUGUUUGGCACACUGCAGGGCAACACGAGGGAGGUGCUGCACAAGUUCACUGUGGACCUACCCAAGAAACACGGUACUAACUCACACAAAACUGAGCUUUUGAUAUUUUUCAACUACACCACAGGGAUCGUUACAGAAUCAGUUUUAUAUCGCUCAAUGUGUACAAAGUUCCUUUUUUGUCUGCUAAUAACAGUCUCUCUUAUCUCUCUCUCUCUCCCUUUCAGGCAGAGGAGGGCAGUCUGCUCUGCGUUUCGCUCGUCUGAGAAUGGAGAAGAGACACAACUAUGUGAGAAAAGUGGCUGAGACGGCUGUCCAGCUUUUUGUGUCCAAUGACAAGGUUAAUGUGGCUGGAAUGGUCUUAGCUGGAUCUGCGGACUUCAAGACAGAACUCAGUCAGUCUGACAUGUUUGACCCAGUAAGUCUUUCUCUGAGUAUGCUGUGUCAUCAAUAAUCUUGUUUACUUCCAAAAUGUCAUGAACUGUUUCAUUUUAAUGUCAACAAAUCAGGAAGUAGGCCAUUAAACCGUUCAGAAUCUGUGUUUGCACAGGCAAACUGCCACUUCAGGAAAUACACAACCAUAAAAACAGGUUUUAGUCAGUUCAACCAAAUGUACUUGGAACCCGGAUUUUGUGAUUUUCACAACAAAUACUUUGAAAUAAAUUGUCUGUGAUGCUUAAAAGAGAUGAAGGCCAUAGUUAAGUAGUUUAAAGUACCUACUUGAGUUUGACCACAAGCAGGUCAUAAUCAGCUGUAAAUUUUGUCUCAAGUCUGCAAUCUAUAAGCAGCUAUAUAUUUCUGCUCCUCAAACAAAGAUUUCUGUGCUCGUAUGUUUUUGAACUCUGGCUAUACUGUACAUAGCCUAACAUUAAGUAAUAGCACAUCCUUUAACCCACUGUGUAAAGCUCUCCUUAUUAAGUGCAGGUCAGUUACAACAGUUACAUUAUGUUUAUGACUCUUGGUUGACUUAUACCACAAUUUGAAACACAACAUUAGUAUCCUUUACAGUAGUUAUUCGGUUUAUACCCGUCAUAUGUUUCAUAAAAAAAUGUAUGAAACACUAUUUGAUUGCCAUUUUAAUUUCUUUCGUUGAAACAUUAAAAAAUAUGCAGUUGUUUAAAGGUAUAUCUGUAAGUACACAAUAUGCUGAAAUAUGCUGAAUUUUCGCAGUAGAAUAUCUCAAUAAAAAACUAAAUAAAGUGAACUGUAAGCCUCUCACAUUGACAGUCUUAACUCUUAAUGGUGGCUACACCCAGUAUGCACUUUGUCAAGUUUUAAUACCAAGAUGUAGCUUUUAACUCACUGGUUUAUGGGAAACUUGGGAGUUCUGUUUAUAUCAAGAAUGGUUAUAACCAUAAUUACGCUAAUCCUGUGUGUAGUCAUUUCAACAGUGCAUCUCACAAGAGUGUGUGUGUGUUUGUGUCUUGCAGAGGUUACAAGCCAAGGUUCUGAAGCUGGUGGACAUCUCAUAUGGAGGAGAGAAUGGUUUUAACCAGGCUAUCGAGCUGUCAGCAGAGGUCCUCUCUAAUGUCAAGUUUAUCCAGGAGAAGAAGCUCAUAGGUUAGUUCUUUGGUUGAUUACAGUGUAUGUAUGAACAACCAUGUUUAGGUGUCGCCAGCUACAGGAUAUAAAAACUACAGUUUCAGAGGUUUGUUUUUUUCCCCACUCUUUACAGGGCGGUACUUCGAUGAGAUCAGUCAGGACACAGGGAAGUACUGUUUUGGUGUAGAGGACACACUCAAAGCCCUGGAGAUGGGAGCUGUGGAGAUCCUCAUAGUCUACGAGAACUUAGACACAAUGCGAUACAUUCUUAGAGUGCAUGGGGCAGAGAGCAACGGAGCGGAAAACGGUACAUUUGUGCAACUAUUCAAUUACUGAGAAAGACCAUUAAAGUUAUAUUGUAAUGCUAUAACCUUUAUGUCUCUCCUUUGGUUAUUAGAUGAAAAAACUUUGUACUUAACGCCAGAGCAAGAGAAAGACAAGUCCCACUUCACAGACAAGGAGGUGAGUACCACCAGGAAAAAAAGGACUAAUUUCUGUGAAUUAGGUCAGGUCCAUUACCUAUCGUAGCACAUGUCCCUGACUCUGCUUGUGUUGGUAGACGGGGCAGGAACACGAGCUGAUAGAGAGCAUGCCACUGCUGGAGUGGUUUGCCAACAACUACAAGAAAUUUGGAGCCACAUUGGAGAUAGUCACAGACAAGAGCCAGGAAGGUUCCCAGUUCGUCAAGGGCUUUGGAGGCAUUGGGGGUGAGUACAGCAGAAUUGUACAUUUGUUAAGUGUAAAGUUAAGAAGUUGGUUCAAACCAUCAAGUAUCCUUGGGUAUUUGGGAUUGUCUCUUUCUGCAAUCUGUGAUGGUGUAUUAAAUAUACCUGUCCUCUAAAUUAUUGUCCACAUAAUGAGAAAACAAGUAUUUUGCAUAGAAAUAUGUUGAUGCAAUUCUACAGAUGGUUUACAAGCUGCUCAAUCUAAAUUAAUUUUAUGAUGAGAUCAGCACCACUAAGGACAUUGAUAGCCAGCGCCGUGUAAAUUCAAGAAUGUCACAACCUAUUUAUAGUUAUUGGCUUUAUUUCACAGACUGGAGAUCAAAACCUUAACAUAUCCAGUUUGUGGCUGGGAUCCUUCUGCUUUAAGGAAGCAUUUUAACAAUUUAGAAACAAAGUGUUGUUUAAAUCUAUUCUCGGCUUCAGCACAAAGAAAUAAUGAAUCCCUGCACUUUAAUUAAAUAGGGUAAUUGUUGUGAGGCGGGCUCUUCAUCUUGAUUUUGAUGUAGCAGAGGGGGAAAUGUACCGUCUUUAUGUCCUUCAAUCACUCUGAAAGGGAGAUGAGGGAAUCAGGUGAAAUGAAGGCAAAUUUAAAACGACCUAAAUUCCUUAGGGUACUGUUCUCUAUUUGCACCUAAUGCUUUCCUCCUAUCUCAGCAUGGGAAGACCCUAUGAAUCCCUGUGAUCAACAAUAUUAAAUAUUCUUUCAUAACUGUUGAAGGCUAAAUGAUUUAGUUAUUUAUCCCGGAGCACUUAUAAAUGAUCUUUAUAGUGUUGGAUGUGAACAUCCAAAUAUUGUAAAAUUGAUGUGGCGCUCUCCUUAAGACAGGUUCGGUUUUUGGUAAUGUUGAGUUCUUGUCCUGUCAGCGGUAAACCAAGUAGAAUCUUUCACUUGUUUAUUUUUGAACAAGCAAGCGGCAAAAUGAUCAGAGGAACUAUUUACUGAAGAGAAAAAAAGAAGGAACAAUCCCUGCUUUUUUUCUAUUAAAUAAAAAGUUAAUUUUGUCCUUGUGGUUGUGUGUAGUCCCAGAAGCCUUAUUUCGAUCGAAUCUCCCUUGACAACUGAAGAGGUUCAGCUCAUUUUGAUAUAAUUAAAUUUUUUCAACCACUUAUUUGUUAAUCUGCUGUUUUUGUAUUCCUCAGGUAUCUUGCGGUACAGGGUGGACUUCCAGGGCAUGGAGUACCAAGGAGAGGACGAUGAGUUCUUUGAUUUGGAUGACUACUAGGUAGUCGGGGACUGAUACUGGGAGAAAAAAAGAAAAGCAAAGGAAUGAAUGAAGAUUUAAGGAAAGAAAAAUGCCACCUCUCGUGCAGCAAGUGAGAGGUGCAACCGUGUUGACCAUAUAUAUGACAGACACACCUUCCAAUUUACCUGUUGCACACACAAACUUGCACAUACAUUUCAUCUGUACACAAAACAAAGUACAUCACACAGGCUGAAGAGGAGUGAGAUUUUCUUUCAUCCAGAGAGGGAAAAAGCCCUUCCUGAAUAAAUCCCUGCCUUAGAGUGCUGGUUCCUUCCCCUAGUUGGAUUGGACUUGACUCAUUUUUGUUCCUUUUUUUUUCUCCUCCCCUCCAUUUUGAAUGAACACAACAGCAAGUUCCCAGAUUCCUCGCUGCCCCCAACCUGGUCUGAAGAUAAACUUUGGACUUACUCUUCACAUAUAGAAAAUAUAUUUUCCUUUCUUGGCUCAUCAUGACCCUACCCUACAUCUCUCCUCUCCCUUCUAUGCUUUCUCUCUCUUUUUUUUUUCUUUCUUUUUUUUUUUUUUUUUUUUUUUGCAUUUCAUUUUUUUACUGGUAACUGCUGCUGUUGUAUUUUAUGAGAGUGGGGGAUUUUUUUUACCUGGGUUUCUGUAGAGAAAGGGGGACAAAGUAUUAAAUUUGAACUGCUGAAAACCAUUGAUACCUCCUCAUCUGCUGUUGUCUCAGUCCUGUGCUGUGUCUUGUUUGUGGAGGGCCUGACCUUUUCUCUACUUUCCUUACUUCAGUUGAAUCUUUACUGCGAUAGUCAUCUGUCACAGUGUGCAUGGCUUCUGUCAGGAGUUUCUACAGUGUACAAGAAUCAUCAGGAUCCACUCAUGUUGUAAUGAACAUCGUUUUUAUGAAGCAAGAUUAUUGAGGUGCAUCUGAAUCACAUAUUGUUAAUUCUAAAGUUUUGUAGAACUUGAAACCCAUUUGCAAGAUUUUAAAUGACACAUUUGAUUUCAUUGAAUUCUGAAUUGAAUUAUGCAAUUUGUGGAUGCGGUCCUGAAAGUACUGUCACAUAUGGAAUACUCCAAUGGGCUAAAAAUGUAUUAUUUAAGAUAAAGGUGAGUCUUCAUUCAUAAUGUGUCUUUGGCAAGGAAAUGUUAGGGUAAGGGUCUACUCAGGAAGACUUGAGACUUUUUUAAAUGAAAUAAAAACCCCAACUUUAUAAAAUACAUGUAGAUUAAAGGUACAAUAUUAAGACGAAAA
Xyrichtys novacula (pearly razorfish) is the source of this 9648-nucleotide messenger RNA. The record is from the annotation of a GenBank genome assembly. NCBI's taxonomy places the organism in Eukaryota, Metazoa, Chordata, Actinopteri, Labriformes, Labridae.